Scophthalmus maximus (turbot) is the source of this 731-nucleotide messenger RNA. Its product is annotated as putative RNA polymerase II subunit B1 CTD phosphatase rpap2. The transcript has 7 exons. Gene Ontology annotation, molecular function: RNA polymerase core enzyme binding; RNA polymerase II CTD heptapeptide repeat phosphatase activity. The record is from RefSeq and is a predicted model, not a curated record. Bases 181 to 681 code for a protein of 166 amino acids. Gene Ontology annotation, cellular component: nucleus; cytoplasm. Lineage: Eukaryota; Metazoa; Chordata; Actinopteri; Pleuronectiformes; Scophthalmidae.
ACAGAGGUGACACACAUUUACUCGACCACAUUUGAAAAUACAAAACCUGUAAAUGUAUAAGCCUAAGUAAAAACACACUAUAGUGACUUAUCUUCUGUGGAAAACAUGGUCGUGGUCCUCUUGAUAGCAUUAUAGCUGCAAGGAGAGAGGUGGUGAAGGCGAAGCUGGGGGACAGGCUGGAUGGAGCUGAAGAAAAGAGCUCUGAAGGUAGUGGAGAGCCUCCUGGAGGACAGCGUGGCGGAAGACUUCCUGGUUGACUGUGCCAAAUUCAUCACUCGAGCUAAUUACAGAGAUGCUGUUGAGGAGAGAUCGAUUGCAAAAAUGUGUGGUUAUCCCAUUUGUCCAAAUAAACUGGGCAAGAUGCCAACUCAACAGUAUAAAAUAUGUACUAAGACCAAUAGAGUGUACGACAUGACGGAGCGCAAGUGUUUCUGUAGUAACUUCUGUUACAAAGCCUCCAAAGAGUUUGAGGUACAAAUAUCAAAGACCCAUCUGUGGCGGAGACCACAUGCGAGCCCUCCAAACAUUAAACUGAUGGAGAAAGGAGAUGGUGAGAGAUCUGGUGAGGAGGUGAUGCUGUCCGAGACGCAUCUCAAAGAGGAGGACAUUGACAGUCCGCUGACUGCUCAGCCCGAAGAGCAUCGUAGUUCUUCGCAGUGUUUAGCUGCAGGCGGAACUUAGCUACAGCGACAGAAACUAAUAAUUUUUACAUUAAAAAUAAUAAAAAAGCA